CGCGCCUAUAUGUAAAAACCGCCAGGUUUCAUAAGAUUGGAUUUGGACGUGCUGUAUCUCGUCCGAAGAUUCUCUCACGCGCAACAAGAUCAUUAUACGCACCGCGUUACGGAGCUCUAUAAAUAAACACAGAGCUCUGAUAAGCCGUGUAAUGCGUAUUGUAUAACAACAUAUCAUUAUUCAAUUUCUCGGAGGUUUUAUGGGAAGCUGUUUCUCGUCUCGGGUAUACCAUUCGACUGCUAAAUUAGUACUGGAAGAUGGAGGGCUGGAGGAAUUUGUGGAGCCCGUGGAGGUUUCAGGGAUUCUGAGAGAAAGGGCGGGCUUUUUUGUCUGCAAUUCUGAUUGUAUGGAUUAUAAUCAGUAUCUAAUUCCCCUUCCUGUAGAUUAUCAGUUGGAGGUAAACUAUCUAUAUUUUCUGCUUCCGGUAGAGUAUUUGAAGAACCCAUUACCCGCUUCUGAGAUGGUUUCCUUGGCCAGACGAGCUGAUGGUGCAUUGAAACGAAGCCGGUAUAAGAACAGAGGAUUUUUAAAGGGCCACAAAGUUAUGCCUGUGGUGGAUGAUGGAAUCGAUCGACGGCAAAUUGGUUAUUCACUGUCAACAGACGGUGUGAAAGAACCAGAGCAUGAUCUUCAAUCAGGAGCUUUGAAAUCAAGAUAUUCUGAGGGAUUUUACAGAUCUGCCGAGAAAUUGAAGCGCAUGGCGUCGAGAAGGACAAGGGGUGCUCGUAACGUGGGGAAGACAAAACUGAGCACAAUCCCAGAGGGCUUUGCAUAUUGAAUCAUAAGCAGGCCUGUUUAUUUUAUUCUUCUUUUAUCUCUACUGCUUGUCAAAUAAUCUGUAGUGAAGGUGAAGAUGUGCUCUAAAUUUCCAUUUUAUAGGCCAUGGGUGAGUCUCUUUUGGGCAAUGAAAUCUUGUAAAUGGUACGAGCUGAAAUGCUUUAUUUCUUCGUAGAUUUGAAUAUAAUUGAAAUCUGCACAAUGUACAGAAGCCGCCCUUCUAUAUGAAGGACCCAGACUUUCUCUAUCACACCCAAAGUAUGUACAAUUUGAACAGCUUAAUAAAAAGUCUAGCAUCCCUUGUGUACAUCA
Cryptomeria japonica (Japanese cedar) is the source of this 1089-nucleotide messenger RNA. RefSeq lists its product as uncharacterized. The coding region runs from base 200 to 778 and encodes 192 amino acids. Lineage: Eukaryota; Viridiplantae; Streptophyta; Pinopsida; Cupressales; Cupressaceae. The transcript has a single exon. The record is from RefSeq and is a predicted model, not a curated record.